This is a messenger RNA of Rotaria sordida, 1941 nucleotides long. Lineage: Eukaryota; Metazoa; Rotifera; Eurotatoria; Philodinida; Philodinidae. The record is from the annotation of a GenBank genome assembly.
AUGAUUUAUAAAUUACCAACAUUUUAUGAAACUACUGCUCAAUUAUUAUGUGAAAAUUAUUUUUAUCAACAAGAACAUUUUAAUAUUGAAAAUUUUCUUUAUCGAUUUAUUUCUAAUCCAUUAUUAACUAUUGAUAAUAAUGAAUUAUUAACUAUAAAUAAUAUUAUUGAUCAAAAAAUCAAUAAUAAUAAUAAUAAUAAUAUUAUUAUUACAAGAAAAUUAAUGAUAUUUACUCGAACAUCAUCAUUUGUUAUUAGUCUAAAUCAACAAUCAAAAAAUGAUUUAUUUUAUCAAAAUGAUGAAAAUGAUAUGAUGAUGAACAUUAGUGAAAAAAUCGAUAUUCUAAAUCUAGCAAUUAUUGAAAAUUCAAAUGAAUUACUUGAACAUUUUCAAACUUUUGAACAAUCAAAUGAAAAAUCUAUUCUUAUCAUUGUUAUUGAUGGUCGUAUUAAUCAACAACGUAUACAUAUACCAUUUAUUCGACAAUUAAUUGAUAAAACUGAUAUUUCUUGUAAUAAAUCAUUGAAAAAUUUAUCAAAAUUUUUUAUUAUUCUAAUAUAUUCAUCUGGACAAGAACUUAAUUAUAAAUCAUGUUUUCCUUCAAUAUUUUUACAUGAUUGGGAUUAUUGGUUUGUUGAUACAUCAACACCAGGUAGUGCAUUUCAUUUACAAAAAAUUUUACAAAUUUUUACUUCAAAAAUUGGAAAAUUUCAUCAACAAGAAACAUCAAAUAAUUAUCUUUAUGAUUUAAAUAAACUUUUUGAUGAUUGUCUAUGGAAUUUUUGUUCUCGUUUACAAAUAAAUAUACAUAAAUUAUCACGAAAUUUAUUUAAUAGUUUUGAUGCUUAUGAAUUUUAUCAACGUCAAACAACUACUUAUCGACGUGUACAAUGUUUGAAAAAUAUUUUUCAACAAAUUAAUCAAUUACAAAAACAUAUUAUAACAAUUUAUCAUGAAAAUAUUUUAAUGAAAGAAGAAUUUUUAAGAAAAAAUUGUAAUAGAAUUUAUGAUAUUUCAAAAGAUAUUUUAUGUGGAAAAUAUUUUAUUAGUUUAGUUGAUUCUUUACAAUUACAUAUACGAAUAUCAUUUAUAAAUUUUAUUUCAUUUAUUUUAAAAUAUAUUGUUGAUGAUUAUGGAUUAGAAUCUUUAACUAAAUUAUCAAAUAAAAAUAAUGAUUAUAAUAAAUUACUUGAUUUAAUUGAUUAUUCAUCAUUUCCUAUUAAUUAUGAAAAUCAAAUUGAUUCAAUAAUACAAGAAAUAAUAAUUUUAAAUGAUCAUUAUUCUUGUAUACUUCAAACACCAUUAUUUUAUUUAUGUCGACAACGAAUCAAAAAUAUUGCAGAUGAUAUCAAAUUUAAAUUGAUUUAUCAACAAAAUCAAUUUAAUGAACAAGUAGAUGAUCUUCAUUUCGAUUAUUAUGAUGGUUCAAUAUCAACAUCACCAAUAAUAUAUAAUAAUUUCUAUAAUGAUCAAGAUAGAACAGCUAAUAUACAAGAACAAUAUCGUAAUCAAUUGAUUCGAUCGCUUAUGAAUGAUAAAAUCUUAACUAGAGUUAUUUCAUCAUCAAUUCUUCAAUCAUAUAUUAAUGAUUCUAUUCGAAUUCUUUGUACAAUUAUUGAAAAGAAUUUUCAUGAUAAUCAAAUACAAUGUGAAAAAACAAUUGAUUUUGUAUCACGUUGGUUAAUAUUAAUUGAUAAUGAUGAUGAUGAUGAAAAAGCUUCAUACAAUUCUUCAUUAAAUCGUAAUAUUUGGCAACUUGCUCAUAUUUAUACAUUAUUUGAAUAUGAACAAAAUGAUAUUCUUUCAUUCUAUUCUGCUUGUCGAAUAAUAGAAAAUCUUAAUCAAAAUCAAUCAUUUUACAAUGAUCUUUUCGAAAAUGAAGAUAUUACUCGUUCAAAAGUUCGAGAAAAUUUAUUUCGAUUAAUGUUUUAUCAUUUAUGA